Messenger RNA from Botrytis fragariae, 1395 nucleotides. Its product is annotated as putative d-lactate dehydrogenase protein. The coding region runs from base 1 to 1395 and encodes 464 amino acids. NCBI's taxonomy places the organism in Eukaryota, Fungi, Ascomycota, Leotiomycetes, Helotiales, Sclerotiniaceae. Gene Ontology annotation, molecular function: oxidoreductase activity; FAD binding. The record is from RefSeq and is a predicted model, not a curated record. The transcript has 2 exons.
AUGUCGCAAUCAUCAGUACAUCUUUCUAUCCUUAAAGGUUUCAUUCAAACUCGUCUCCCAUAUGUUCGAUUGGUAACUCCCACCUCUCCAGAAUAUGCAGCUGCGCGCUCAACAUUCUGCUUAUCAAAUGCUAUCGUCCCACUUGCCAUUGUGAAACCGGCAACAAUAGCAGACGUAUCCGCAUUGAUAUGUUUUACCACAGACCAUCAGAUCCCAAUUACAGUACGUUGUGGCGGCUAUUCUUAUUUUGGUUCCGAAUUUUCGUCUUCCGCUUUAGCGAUCGAUCUUCGCUGCCUCGCAUCAAUCCGCGUUUCACCCACCCACCAUUCUGCAGCCAUUGGAGGAGGUGUUCUCCAGGGAGAUCUUGCUCGUGAACUGAGUAGAGAAGGCUUGAUGACGCCGGUAGUAGCUAUUCCAUCUAUGGGUUACGCAGGAUGGGCGAUGUAUGGUGGUUAUGGUCCAUUUAGUGCUGCUUAUGGAUUAGGUGUAGAUCAGAUUAUUGGUGUGAAAGUUGUUGAUUCUGACGGAGAGAUCAAAGACUCUGACGAUGAAGGAGAAGAUGGGUUAUUGCGAGCUGUUAGAGGUGGAGGUGGCGCAUUAGGGAUUAUUGUUGAGCUAAGAAUCAAGGUUUAUCCAUUGCAAAAGGUUCUUGCUGGAAAGAUCGUCUUCGAAUCAGAAGACAUAUCAAAAACGGUAGAGAUCUUUAACAGCAGAUUCAAAGAGCUAUCCGCUCGAGGACUGCCUCUACAACUGACAGUCCAACAAUCAAUCUUCCCAAGCUCCCAAGGGCAGGUAUUCGGAGUUCUAUUCAUGUGGGCUUCUGAAGAUAUUGGAACUGGGCGUCAAUUGCUGGCUCAUAUCAAAUCACUUGCGCCUGUCAGCCAAUAUGAAGUCAUCUCCACUACAAUCUCUCAAUGGAUGGAUUCCAAUACUGGAUUUCCUACUAGCGGAUAUGGCAAGCCUCUUACACUAAAUGUACGGAGCAUAACACCAGAUAUUGUGACAGUUUUAGCUAGGAAUUCAAGGCGAAUGCCGGGGGAUUGCUUGGGGUUUUCCAUGCAGGAACUCCGUGGAAUAUCAACAAAGGCAGAUCUCACAGCUGUUUUUGCGGCAAGAGAGCCGCAUUUCAUACUUGAAAUAUUACCAAUAGUACCUGAUAUGAAAAGCCUCGAAGAUGCAAACAGAUGGGGGGAGAACUUCCUAGGAGAGCUUAAAAGAACAAACCCAGAAAACAUAUUGGAGGGGACGUAUAUUUCCUUGACUCGACAAAGCGAGCUAUCACUGUCUAAGAUUUAUGGUCCGAAUUAUGGUAACUUGCUUGAGUUGAAGUGGAUGUACGAUCCGAAUGAUGUUUUUAGCCUGGCUAUACCAAAGCUGAUUGGCAGAGCCUUGUAG